Geodia barretti is the source of this 363-nucleotide messenger RNA. NCBI's taxonomy places the organism in Eukaryota, Metazoa, Porifera, Demospongiae, Tetractinellida, Geodiidae. The record is from the annotation of a GenBank genome assembly.
AUGCCUACUUUCGUAAACCCCAAUGCAUGCGACGCCUGUGCCACGGAGCACCAGGGACCGCUAUGCGUCUACAUCUGCCCAAACGACCUCAUGGUCUUGGACAUAGAUGCCAACAAGGGCCUCAACCAGGAACCCGACAUGUGCUCGGAGUGCUACGCGUGCGUCAAGCUUUGCCCACAAGAGGCCAUCCACGUGCGCGGCUAUGCCGACUUUGUGCCCAUGGGCGCAAUCGUUCAGCCCCACCGCACCGAUGACGGCCUGCAAUGGGAGGUAGUGUUCCGCGACGGACGUCGCUUCGAAUUCACCUACCAAUCGCGUACCCGUUCAGCCGGAUCGGUGGUGCCGUACGAAGGGUUCACUGAG